This is a messenger RNA of Notolabrus celidotus (New Zealand spotty), 5687 nucleotides long. RefSeq names its product forkhead box O3b (gene foxo3b). Bases 481 to 2487 code for a protein of 668 amino acids. Gene Ontology annotation, biological process: regulation of transcription by RNA polymerase II. The transcript is spliced from 4 exons. NCBI's taxonomy places the organism in Eukaryota, Metazoa, Chordata, Actinopteri, Labriformes, Labridae. The record is from RefSeq and is a predicted model, not a curated record. Gene Ontology annotation, molecular function: DNA-binding transcription factor activity, RNA polymerase II-specific; RNA polymerase II cis-regulatory region sequence-specific DNA binding. Gene Ontology annotation, cellular component: nucleus; mitochondrial matrix.
AGGAUCCAGGGGGCUGGACCUUCAUCGACUUGCAUGCGCGUGUCUGCGUGUGUGUGUGUGUGUGUGGAUACGUCAGUGUGUGUAUGUAUGUGGAGAGCAAAUCGAGAUACAGUAGUAGCCCAGAGUGAGGUGGCAGUCUUAUUCCACAUCGACACUGACUUGCCCUGCAUACAUCCUAUCCCUGUCUCUGCAUCGUGAGCGCACUUAAGAGGAGUGAAAGGAGGAGAGACUCAAGAUGGCAUCUGGACGUGGCCGUGGACAAUCCGGGAUCUAGUCUUGUAUUUUUUUUGUAUUUGGUUCCACGGAGCGCGAGUGACUGGCCGUGCAAGGCGUUAAUAACUAAGUUGCUCCUUGUUGGAAUAGCAACAAAGGACGGGAGCGCGCAUUCAUGGGACGCGACUUUGACAGCUCUCCGUGUCUUCUCUUAUAACUUCAUUACCUGGUAGCUGGGGUGAGAUUCUGACCGGAGUAAGGUGGAUCAUGGCUGAGGCUCAGCUCCCCGACCCACUCUUGGACUUGGACAUAGCCAUUGACCCGGACUUUGAGCCCCAAAAGCGGCCAAGAUCAUGCACCUGGCCGCUUCCUCGACCGGACUCGAACGCAGUGAAACCUGGGAGUCAUGACACAGAUAUUAUCCCCGAGGAAGAGGAUGAUGAGGAGGACAGUGCAACCCCGACAGCGGGUAUCAGUAUCAACGGCUCCGGAGCGGCGACGGAGGACCAAAGCAGCAGCAGCCCUGUGCCCGACGGAGCGCUCUCCUCCCCCGGGCAGGAGAGCGGAGGCUCCCCGCUUUCCUCGCACUCCCCGUCGGCCACCUCUGGAGCGCUGACUCCCAGCGGCUUGGCUGCCCAGCAGACCCCGAGGAAAGCUUCUUCUCGCCGUAACGCCUGGGGUAAUCUCUCCUACGCUGACCUGAUAACCAAAGCCAUUGAGAGCUCCCCGGACAAGAGACUGACAUUGUCCCAAAUUUACGACUGGAUGGUCAGAUCCAUCCCCUACUUCAAAGACAAAGGAGACAGCAACAGUUCUGCAGGAUGGAAGAAUUCCAUCAGGCACAACCUUUCCCUACACAGCCGUUUCAUCCGAGUCCAGAACGAGGGAACAGGAAAGAGUUCUUGGUGGAUGAUCAACCCAGAGGGAGGGAAGGGUGGAAAGGCUCCUCGUCGCCGUGCAGUCUCCAUGGACAACAGUAACAAGUACACAAAGUCAGCCCGUGGCCGAGCUGCCAAGAAGAAGGCUGCCCUGCAGGCUGCAGCCGCUGCAGCUGGCGAGGGAGGCGGAGACAGUCCUUCAGGUCUCUCCAAGUGGCCUGGAAGCCCGACAUCACGCAGCAGUGAGGAGCUUGAUGCCUGGACGGACUUCCGCUCCAGAACUAAUUCCAAUGCCAGCACACUGAGCGGUCGUCUCUCACCCAUUCUGGCCAAUCCAGAGCUGGACGAGGUGCCAGAUGACGAGCCUCCACUUUCACCAAUGCUCUACUCCAGCCCUGGCAGAGCUCUGUCUCCCAACAAUGGCUCAACCAAUGGGAAGUCUGCUCCUGCUGAGCUGCCUCGCCUGGCAGACCUGGCAGGUACAAUGAACCUUAACGACGGUCUCACAGAUGACCUGAUGGAUGAACUGCUGGAUAACAUCAACCUGGUGCCAACUGUUCCAGGACAGACUGCUCCGAAUGGUUCCUCAGGGUUCAAUUUUGGGUCCAAACCCAAUGGGCUCAGCUCACCAUCCCCCACCCCCUCCCCCUCCCCCAACUCUUCUUCUAAUGGUGGAGUCAACGGUUACACCAACUCCAUCUUUGGUCCCCACACGGCUGGCUCCACUCUGCGUCCGUCCCCUAUGCAGACCAUCCAGGAGAAUAAGCAAACCUCCUUCUCCAGCAUAAGCCUGUCUCGCUUUGGCAGCCAGACACUACAAGACCUGCUCAACUCUGACAGCCACAGCCACAGUGAUGUCAUGAUGACACAGUUGGACCCACUGAUGUCGCAGGCCAGUGCUGCUGCUGUCAUUUCCCAGAACUCCCGCCGUGGCCUCAUGCUCCGAAAUGAUCCUUUAAAGACCUUUGGGACCACAGGAGGACUUCAGGGCAGCCAAGGGGAGAUGAUUCAAAGCAACAACCACAACCAGAGCUCACUGAGGGUUUUGAAUGGAGGCCUGAACCUUGCUAACGAGGCUAACCUGGCAAAUGCAAAGCAGCAGCUCUUGCUCUCACCCUUGGGAGGAAAUGGUUCUUCGUCCAUGCAGAUCGACACGUCGAUCUUCCUCAAUGGAACAGUCAGCAGCAAUGGAGGGAUCUGUCAGGACCGGUUCCCCACAGAUCUUGAUCUGGACAUGUUCAACAGCAGCUUGGAGUGUGACAUGGACUCCAUCAUCAGGAAUGAGCUGAUGGACGCAGAUGGCUUGGAUUUUAACUUUGACUCUUUGGCCAACCUGAACGGAGUCGGCAACUUCGCAAACACCAAGCAGACCUCUCAGAGCUGGGUACCCGGCUGAGAGGUUCAGGCCUGGAAGGCGCAGAGCAGGUCUGAACUGUGUACAAGAGAAGAUCAGACACACAACAUCCUUUUUGCCAAACCUGCCAUCAGCACAACUUACAAAAAAACAAACCCUGUGUUUACAGAAGAAGACUUCCUCUCGAGAGCUUUACCUUCGCUCCCACACCGGUGCACCACGAACGAUCCCACAGACUCUAGAGAUGCUGCACAUCAGCCCUCAAAGCCUCCUGUGAAACAGCAACAAAGAGAAAAGCUAUGUCAGACUCACAAAUCUUAGAAUUAUGCAAUUUUUCCUUUUUCACCUUGUCCAUUGAUAUCAGAGACACUGCUUAUCAGAAGGGGGUUUCAGGUAGACUUAAAACAAGGACUAAGUAUAAGGCAAAGAUUGAUGGAGUGCACGGUGCAGUUGUUCCCAUUGAAGACAAAAGACGAAAGUGUAAAGUGAAAAAAUCUAGAAGUGAUGGUGGUGUAAAUCUGAUCCAUGUGUUUCCUGACGUUUGUUUUCACUUAGUGGUUUUAAAUGUUCAGUGUUGUUUUUGGAUAUUCUGUUUGAUCAUAAAUAUUCCUGCAUCAUACAUGUCUGUACAAAGUGAAGUUGUGUAUCGUUGAAAUGAUAUUAUGGAAAUGGAACGCAGAGUGUCCAUGCGUAGAGUACAUGCAAACACACAAAGUAAAAACUUUGAAUCAAUACUUGAGAACCCUUAAAAGUUAUCAAAUCUUACUUUGAUGUCAUGCACUUCCAGUUUUGUUUUAUGAAUUGCUUGAAUUAAAUUAAACACAUCAAACUGAGGGUCAUAUUAAAAUUAGCUGAAUAUUAAAAAAGUACUUCUUGUAUUUGGUGUAUACCUAAUUAAAGAAAGGUAGAAGAAACUCUGUCAAUAUUAUCUGUACAGAGGAGGACAGUGUUUCAGUUCAGAGAGGAGAGGGAAAGAUCUCGUCUGUCUUUGCGUAGCUUUUGUAACUUCCGGUGAAUUCUGUCAAGGUUGUUAUCACUGCAUAUGAUGUAGCCAAAAUAAAUACCUGUGUCCUAGAGUUGUGAACAUUUCCACACCAUAACAGGUGCUAUGUAAACAGUGUUGAAUCCUGCCCCGAGAGCAAGCCGUGCAUUCUGUAUGUUGGUUUAGUUUUCUGUUGUUCCUUGUGACUGGAGGGUGGAGAUCGGGGGGGCAGGGUUUUUAGGCUCAUUCCUCUAGAAGCCAUUUGUUUCUCGAGUAACACAAUAAGCUAUCUCUGUAUAUUGCCAAAUUACUUGAAACAGACAGUAGGAUAUGCUGGCAGCCAAAUCACAGCGCACACACACACAGACACAAACAUGCACACAUAUAGAAAAAUGAAUACCAGGGAUCUGUGUUAAGCUCUGCUGUUUUCUUGUCACGAGCUUGUGGGGCUUGUUAUGCAUAUUUAGAAUCACUCAGGGGGGUAAAGGGAGGCUUUCUGUUAACGUAACAUCAAGUCACAUUCUAAUGGUGUUUUAACUUUUCUUGAUGAAAACAGUGAUGCUUUGUGUUUGUGAACUUGUAACCUGUGAACCUGUUUUGGGCCGUCAAUAUGAAGAGGAGGAUUAGCGUCAGGAUGAAGACUUCACACGGUCUUAGUUUCGAUUUUGCUGUCAUUGCUUUUUCCCUGUCGGACUUGUGACACACACACACACACACACACACAAGCACACCCUCAUGGACACGCCUGGUGCUCCUGCAGGUGACUCCCUGUAUUUCCUGAAUACAUGUUAAUAUGUGUGUGCGUGUUUAUCUGUGGAGUUUAUUUCUUUUGGAUUAAUCUCACAAGGAUUUGUAAUCCCCUCACUUAUCCCUCAUGGUGCAUACAGCACAGCUGACUGUAUGCAUGUAUGUAUUUAUGCAUUAUGACUUGUGAGAAAUGCAUAUAUACUCACUGUGUAUGUCCUUAUAUACUCAUGUAGUACUUGACCCUUGGAUUUUGUGAUACCUCUGAAGGUAAAGGUGAAGAAAUAAUGAACAAGGUUACACGCUGAAUGGAGGGAACACUGUUACCAGCGAUUUAAUGUUGAACCAGAUUUUGAGAAAUGGUGGAGAACACUAUUAUUGUAGCAUCUGGAGACUCUGGUAUCCCUUCUUUUUUUGGGGGGUGGUGCGUGGAAAUGCACGCCCCGCUGUGUAUAAUAGUGUACAGAUGUGUGUAUAUCACUUUGAGGCCAAGGCAGAGGAGUGUGUGUGCAUGGUUGGCUAGAAUGAUCCUCUGUGCUACCUGAAGUUUAGUGCAUGACCUAGCUGUCCCCCCUUUGACCCUUUAAAUGGUGCCGUCCUGCAAGGAAAAUUGUAAUCUGGAGGAGGAACCCUGAGUCUUUAGCACUAAAACAUACACUUUGUUUUCUUAAAUCAGGGCCUAUACUUGCACCAUCCUCCCGUAUUAAAGGGUUUAUUGUAAUUAUUACAUUUGUAUGUAAACAAACGCAGACGCAGGGAAAAGCCUCUUUUUAACGGACGUUCCUCAGCUUCACACUUGAUUUUUUUCCACGUGGAGCACAGUCGAUUCACGUCCAGGUGCUCUAAGGAUAAUAAAGUAAUAACUUUGUGUUACUGGUAGUCCCCACACCUUGUUACUUUGAAAGGAUCCAAAGCAUUAUCACGUUUGAUUUGAGGAAGGGGAAUCCUGAACCAUCACCUGAACUGAUUGUUCUGAAUACAAGGAGCUCUGACAAGGUGAAUCCAGGGAUUAUUGAUCCUUGAUAAACUGCUCAUUUUAACUGAAAGAAGGAAGGUGUUUGUCAUGUUUAAUCCAAUCAGUGCAUAAUCUUAAGGCUUUUCAGGGAGUUAGUUUACACUUAAAGUGGAGCAGGCCUUCCACACAACCACUCAGUGUCCACCAGGCACCGAUGAUCUCCUCUUGUGCCGUACACACAUGCAGCACAACUUGUGCAAAUUUUAAACUAAGAGAAGCAAAAAAUUGAAGUGACAUACCACUAGAUAUACCUUCAUCACCUCCUCUCGGAAGUUUCUUUCUCUUCUCUCAGAUCUUCACCAUCCUUGUUUAGAUGCCCGGCCAGCUCCCCUCCAUACACCCUCUGAACUUUGUCCUCUGACCUUUGCCCUUUAUUAAUCUUGCUUCUUCUCGACUUGAUGUUAGUGGGUAUUUUCUCCUGUGUAUUCCAUUUUGAAUUGUAAUCUAGUUUGUAUAAGAAAUGGUGCGCAUGUAAAUAAAGCUUGGUGCGGCUCCACACUC